CCUACCGUACGGUAUUGCUCGACCGUCCAUAAAGGGCUCAUUGAUCCCGAGAUGGCCACCUUCGCGGCCCAAUGCGAGACAAGCCAACAACCCACUCGGACGACGCGUUUUUUUUCUUUCUUGCUUUCUUUCUUUCUUCCGGUCUCUCCGAGACGUCGUCAAUUCGGCGUGGCUUUUCUCCUCCUCGGAAGUGCAGAUUUCGGAGGAUAUCUUUUAUUGGGUGAGCUUGAUGAGCUUUUCCAAAUUCAACCGGCGAAUGGAAGUGCUGAUGCUGAUGCCGAUUUUCGGGGAUACCUUGUGUUGGGUGGGUUUGAUGAGCCUUCCAAGUGGGCGAAUAGAAAUGGUGCUGAUGCCGAUGGCUAUGGUCUCUUUACUAUUCUACUCUACCGGAGUAUGUAUAUGGUUUGUGCGGAAUACAUAGCUAUGUACCGUACAUAGAUGGUCGGGCCAGGUACUCCACCGUACCUCGCAACAUGGUUCAGCUUCCCAGACACCACUUUCCCGGCGACCUAAAUGUGGUUCUGCUAUCUCCGAUCCACCUGGAACCUGUGGGCUUUCUCCGCGGCAGUCCCCCCGGGCUCUACCCCCCAGUUCCUACAAGGCUGAGCCACAUUAGGUUCCUGGUAACGAGCUCCUGCCAUACCCAGACCCACCCAGACCCACCCCAAGGAUUUCCCGGUAUGUAGGCCAUCCAUCUGAAGCUCCUAUGAUAGGGUAUGGCAAGGGCACUGCUCCAGUGGUGGUGGUGGUGGUGGUGGUGGUGGGGAACCAUAUAGACGCCUCGCGAAAGGGCGCACCGGUGGGAGGGGUGGGGACAUCAAGUU
Tricharina praecox is the source of this 824-nucleotide messenger RNA. RefSeq lists its product as uncharacterized. The transcript has a single exon. Lineage: Eukaryota; Fungi; Ascomycota; Pezizomycetes; Pezizales; Pyronemataceae. The record is from RefSeq and is a predicted model, not a curated record. Bases 52 to 438 code for a protein of 128 amino acids.